Messenger RNA from Ostrea edulis (European flat oyster), 3480 nucleotides. RefSeq lists its product as uncharacterized. Gene Ontology annotation, biological process: positive regulation of proteasomal ubiquitin-dependent protein catabolic process; ubiquitin-dependent protein catabolic process; protein polyubiquitination. Gene Ontology annotation, cellular component: ubiquitin ligase complex; cytoplasm. The transcript is spliced from 4 exons. The record is from RefSeq and is a predicted model, not a curated record. Bases 336 to 2165 code for a protein of 609 amino acids. Gene Ontology annotation, molecular function: ubiquitin protein ligase activity; ubiquitin conjugating enzyme binding; zinc ion binding. NCBI's taxonomy places the organism in Eukaryota, Metazoa, Mollusca, Bivalvia, Ostreida, Ostreidae.
AUUCCUGCUUUUACACCUUACCUGAUUGCAUCGGGAUCGGCAUACGAUGGAAAAGAUACCGGAAGUAAAUACGAUAUUUCAAUGUUUUGUUUAUAAAAUAUUUUUAUUAUAGAUCUGAAUCAUACUCUGAUUUAUAGUCAUUGUUUCAUCAAGUCAAUGAUAACUGAUGAUUUUCUACACGAUGCCUAACUCAUGGAGAAUGACCUGUCUUCGUAUUUUUGGACGUUAGAUGAGGAAAAAUGUCAUGAUCUAAUAAUAGGUAUUAGGUAAUCUGAAAAUAAACUAAAAAUAGACUUGCUGUCUUGGAAAAGUGGACAACAUAGAACAAUAAGGUGAUGGAGGAAACGCAAAGUAGAUCGUCCGAUUUCUCCGAGUCUUCACAGACAAGUCAAAGUGAAUCUUCCGACCUUUCACGAACAAGUGGAGGUGCUGGGAACGAGGACUUGCUGAUGGAGAGGACUGACUAUCUAGAAAACAUAAUUGCAAAUUUGUUAGAACUAAACGUAGAUUUUGAUCCUGUGGAAGAAGAGGUAACCUUAACAGGUCCAACAGAUUUGUUAUCUUCCUAUGGAACUAUCAAUGAUUUAGCUGACUGUGAAAUCUGUCUGUCGAAAGAUAAUAAAGUCCGUAAUCGUGAAUGCUGCCAAAUAGCUGUUUGUGAUGACUGUAUGGAGAAAUAUUUUGUUGCUCAGCUUGAAGCCGGUAUCAAGAGAAUGCAAUGUAUUGCGACAAACUGUUCACAGUUUGCUCAUGUUGAUGAGAUUAUGUGUCGACUACCUGUGGAAUUGAAAGAUAAAUUUUACAAAUAUCUUGUUGAUGCCAACAAUGAUCCCUGUGUCAAAACAUGUCCUAGAUGUAGUUAUGUACAGCGAGUCACAAAAGAAGAGCUAAUGGUUCCAAAGAAAAUAAGAAAAUAUGGUUGCCACAUAGUUUGCAAGGACUGUAGCUUAGAAUGGUGCUUUAUUUGCCAUGCACCAUGGCAUCCUGGGGGCAUUACAUGCAAGGAAUAUCAAAAAGGUGACAGACUAGUCAAAAACUGGGCCAGAGAAUUUCAUUAUGGGAAAAAAAAUGCAGAACGAUGUCCGAAGUGUAAGGUUUACAUAGAGAGAAUAGCUGGUUGUGAUCACAUGAGCUGUGGAAACUGUGACACAAGGUUCUGCUAUAAAUGUGGGGAGAGAUUCAUCGACAUCAAGUUUAUUGGGAACCAUUAUGAAAAAUUCAGCCCAUUUGGAUGCAAGUACAAGCUGCAUCCAAACAAACCUGUUCUCCGAAAGGUGAUCAGGGGAUCAGUGGUUGGUGCAAAGGUAUUCGGAGGAUUACUGCUUGGGGUACUUGCGGUAGGGGGAGCAGCUCUUUUUGUAGCCCUGAGUCCCAUUGUUGUUCCUGCAUAUUUUGGCGAGAAGUUCAGGGCGAGGAGGUGUGCCAGGAGACGUCUAAAACGCAUACAGGGAAAGAGAAUCGCAAAUCAUCUGUUCAAUGUGGAGGACUUAUUCACAGUGCAAGUGCAUGGAAAUCAAAGUACAUCAACCCAGACUAAUGAGGAAGAUGAAAGCAUAUCCUCAUUAAAUGAGGAGGAGGAGGAAGAGGCAGGUGAAGAAAGGGAUGACAUUGAGGCUGGAAAAAAUGAAAAUGUGAAAGCAAUCAUCCAUAAACAAGAUGAUGAGGGCAUGAAUCCUUCCACAGUGAUAGAAAUAAAGGGAGAGACAUCGGUGUAUGUGACGGGUAGAAAUACGGACAGCCACGUCACCACUGCUGACCUAGAAAUGCAGUGUAGUGGGCAGGUGGUGCUGCACGUCAAAACGACAUGCAAGUCCACAGAGGAGGAAAAGAAAUCCGAGCAAGCAGAAGAAGGCGAAUUUACAGUGACAGAAAAUGAGGACUCAAUCACCGACAGGGGCUGCUUUAUCAAAAUUCUUAAAAAGCUGCCGUCUGUAUGGGAGAAAGAUAAAGAUGGAGAGAAAAAUCAGAAGACGGAGAAUACGGAUGACACCAGAAGUAUUAAGGAAAUCCACACUUCAUGUGAUCACUAUGAGGGCGAUCUAAGUACUGGAUCCUUAAAGUUCAGUGAUACUUUAGAAUGUCUGAAGCAAUUACAAGAUGAGAGUGAACUUAACGAUCCAUAUUACGGCAUGGUGUCUACUACUGAUGAGAUCACUUAUUUGUGAUACAUUUAGUCCCUGAUAUUAGUCCACAUGAGCUGGAUGCUGAGCUUUUCUGAUCAAAAUUUAUCUAUCCUCUGUCUGCAUGUCUAUCAUAUAUGUAUAAACUUGUCCUAUUUUGAUAUCUAUUUAAGGACCACAGUGCCAAAUUUUAACCAAACUUACCUCAAAAUUUUCUGUAGUAAGGAUUCAAGUCUGUUCAAAUGGAGAACUAUGUCCUCUACCAUGGAGCGAUAAUUACGAAAAAGUGAAAUUAGAGUGGUUUGUUUAAAAUUCAUCUUCCCAAGAACCACUGAAUCAGAAAUGUCAAAAUUUGUAUGAAAAAGCAGUGUCUGAGGUGAGCAAUGUGGCCUAUAGGACUCAUGUGUUUUGGGUUGUUUUUGUAUUUUCUAUGUACAUGUACUUUCUCCACAUGAUCUCUUAAUGGCAUGCUGUAUAAUCUGUACGCGUACUUACUUUAGAGUAUUGAAAUUUGGCGCAGUCAGAGCUUAUGCACUAUUUGGCGUAAUCAUGAUUCAGCGCUUCUUCUUUGUAUGAGAAUGGAGAAUUUCAUAUUCUAGCACAACUAUGUACUAGCAUUCUUGCUUCAUUGCCAAAGCUGCUAAAAUUUGAAUCGUGCUAAAAUAAGUACUCACACAGUAAUUUUGCCCUACUCUCAUUGAAAAGAAUAAUGUAAACCAAUGCUUGCUUUUCUGAACAAUUAUGUGUGAUUAUUAUGUCCCAUUCAUAAUUGUAAUGUUCUCUUAGCAUGUUUUUACAAAUAUUUGUCAUUGUAUGUACUGAUUAUGAUAGGACAUUUUUAGCUCACCGGAGCUGAAGACUUGUGCGAGUUUUUUUUAAUCAACGUGUGUGCAUUGUUGUUGUUGUAAACUUUUGACAAUGUCAGCUUCUUUUCCAGACCCACUGUGUCCAGAGUUGGGACACAAUAAAACUUCGAUGUUUUGGUUUCUUCUAAUUUUGAAAAAAAAAAAAAGAACCAAACGGCUGCGUUUUUUUUAUAUUAAGAUGCAAGUAUCCCCGUGUAGAGUAGAUCCCAGGGUGUGUUUUUUUUUUUUCAUAAUAAGAUCACGUUGACCAAGGCUGUUGAGGUUCAUAGUUUUACAUGAGAGAAUAUGAAGAGAAAUUCUUUUAAAAAUCUUCUUGAAUAUGCUGACAUUGUCCUACGGUGUAGAUUCAAGUUUGUUCACACCAUAACCAUGAGGCCAGAAUGGGGCCACAAUAGAGAGGUUCAGUUUACAUUUAGAUACAUAAUUAUGAUAAGGAAAUUCUUCCUUCAAUUUGUUUACUCAAACACAUUAUGGACUUGCAUUUUUUAUUUCCA